Molecule: messenger RNA, 774 nt
Organism: Odobenus rosmarus divergens (Pacific walrus)
Lineage: Eukaryota; Metazoa; Chordata; Mammalia; Carnivora; Odobenidae
Gene: ANKRD60
Product: ankyrin repeat domain 60
Exons: 4
Coding region: 31-774 (247 amino acids)
Molecular function (GO): protein binding
Source: RefSeq, a predicted model, not a curated record
GCCCCAGACCCCUCCCCAGAAGUCUUCGCUAUGCGGGUGCUGCUGGAGGAGACCGGGGAGAUGUUCCAAGUGACAAACUGCCGCAGCGACAUGACGGUGCGGGAGCUCAAGGAGGAGCUGGACCUCACAGUCGGCAUCCCCUUGGACCUGCAGCGGCUCCAGUACCUGGACCAAGGAGUUUUGAUGGAUGAUACUACGUUGAAGUUCCAUGAUGUUGUUCCUGGUGGAAUUAUUUCAUUAUGUAUCUGGCAUUAUGAUGGAUGGACGGAACUGGUUUUGGCGGCUGUGGAAGGGGAUCCCAGUAAGCUCUCCUGCCUCGGUGUUGAUGAAGACUCUCUCUACCAAACUGCAAAUUCGCAGCAUUUGGAACACAAGCAGUGGAAGGACUGGAUCGCUCAGAGAGCAUUCGUGGCCUUGUACAUUACCUCUCACAGAGGCCACUCGGAUGCUGUGCAGUACCUUCUAGAACAUGGAGCCGACAGUCUCAGCAGAACCCCCAUGGGCAGGACAGCCCUGCACGUGGCCGCAGCCAUGGGCCGUCUGGAUUGUAUAAGCCACCUGCUCAAGUACGGAGCCUCCAUCGACGAAAGAGAUGACAGGGGGGAGAGCCCCAUGUCCAUCGCCCGGCGCCUGAACCGCAGGCACAGUGAACGGAGGAUGUUCCUCUUUUACUGGAUGGCAAAGUCGGGGACGAAGGACCCAAAGAACUUGAUCACGAACAAGGUUUUUCACAGGGCGAAGUCCAGGUUUGGCUCCAAGAAGAGCCAAGUUUGA